Messenger RNA from Zootoca vivipara (common lizard), 10937 nucleotides. RefSeq names its product synaptotagmin like 5 (gene SYTL5). Gene Ontology annotation, molecular function: phospholipid binding; small GTPase binding; neurexin family protein binding. Lineage: Eukaryota; Metazoa; Chordata; Lepidosauria; Squamata; Lacertidae. The record is from RefSeq and is a predicted model, not a curated record. Gene Ontology annotation, cellular component: plasma membrane; exocytic vesicle. Gene Ontology annotation, biological process: intracellular protein transport; exocytosis.
UGUCUUCACCUCUUGUAUUUUUUCCCAUCCACUUUGUAUCCCUUUCUCAUACAUCAUGUCCAAAUGUUUUGACUAGUUUCGUCCUUUGUCUUCUCAAAUUUCAAUAUGGCGCAUAGGCUCUUGUGCCUGAGAGGAAAUUCCCACUUAGCUGGCCGAUGCCAUCCAGGUUUCCGUCGCCCCGUUACCGGAGAGCUUGUUCUUUUUGGAGUCCAAAAAAUGCGGAAAUCCAAACUUAAAAAGCCUUCACCUCCCCUUGGCUCCGCUGCCCUCGGGAAGGUGUUCGAAAUACUUUUUAAUGAAGUCCAGAGUCCCGUUUCAGCAUUACAGCUGCAGGCUCGGCAAUUGCCUCUUGUUUUCUCGGUGGGGGCGGGGAACGACCUCCGUUACCUUUUAAAUUCCCCUCCUCAAUCCAAAUGCUUUCUGAAUCGUAAAAUUAAUGUACUUACAGUUCCAAUUAUUCUUUCUUUUUUUGGAGGUAUCUGGCGCGCGUUGUCGCCGGCACGGAGCUUAACGUCUCAGAGGCAGCAAUGUAACCCAAGGCUCCAUCCCGCUCUGCCUGCACACGACACCCCUAAAAAAGGGGUUUUCGGGCGGCGAACUGGGCUCAAAAGAGCUCUGCUGGGUGCUCAUGUCCCCGAAAAGCCAAAUUCGGGGGUUCUCAGGGUGGCUGCUUCGGAUCCCUUAUUUUCCAAUCCGGAAGUUGACAGCUAUGUGCAGAAGGUCCCAAGUUCAGUCUGUUGGUAGGACUGGGAAACAUUCCUGUCUGCCUGUCACUGCGGGAAAUAGUAAGCUAGAUGGAUGGAAUGGCCUGAUUUGGUAUAGAGCAGCUUCCUAGACCUAACCACUUUUUACAUUUUCAAAUAAAUCAGUUACAUCUGUAGGAUUGGGUAUUAUAAUUGGUAGUCAGUAAUUCUCCUUCAACGACUGACAUUACAGCUUUUCACUUUGUUGUUUGUCGAAGAUGGUUCUAAAAAGAUGGAAGGCUUUCAUUCAUUCCUUUGAAAAUUCAGUAGGUUGGCGCUGCAGGUAGUUCCUUGUACUUUUGAUAACCAGGCGCUGGUGGCAAAUAUUGCAUCAUGCUGCUGGGUGUGUGCUUUGUGCAAACAGAUUGCCGGUGGGAGAACAGCUGGUUUUUCUAGUUUUGUAAAGAGUCCACUGCAGUAGUCCUCUGUAAGUUGACCAGAAGUACUUCGCCUGUUAGCACUCUGGAUACGGUACAAAGAAUCGAAAUAACCAGCUUUGGGGGGGAAACGAUUAACUUGAGGAUAAUUUUUGAAUGAAGACCCACAGCAUGUUCAGAAGUUCCAGCAAAGUUGCAAGUCACCAAGCUGGAUGUUGUAACUUUUGGUUGUUUGCAAUGAUGUGCCUUUAAACUGUAUAUCACAAUUCAUGCCCUUCAUACUACAUAAAUUAUAAAAUAAUACAAUCGAAGCAACAUGUCAAAAAACUUGGAAAUUAUCAAUUUGUCAUUUUUACUGGAACAUGAGAGGGAAAUGAUACUGGGAGUGCUGAAGAGAGACGAGUAUUUGAAAAAAACUGAAGAUAAAAGAAUCAGAAAACUGAAGAAUGAGUUAUUGGAAGCCAAAAAGAAAGGUGGACGGCGUUAUCAGGAAGACGACAGCAGGGUCUGCAUUCGCUGUCGAAAGAAUUUGGGCUUAAUCUUUGAUAGAGGGGAUCUCUGCCAAGCAUGUGGACUCAGAGUUUGCAACAAAUGUCGUAUUGUGGGAAUUGGUGGCAACUGGAAAUGCACAGUGUGCGAUAAGAUUGCGCAGCUUAGGAUAGUAACAGGUGAAUGGUUUUUUGAAGAGAGAGCAAAGCGCUUCAAACAAUCCACCCUUCUUGGAAGUGAUGUCGUUAGAAAGUCUAUCCAACGCAAAGCCCCAGAUCCUUCCUCUGGAGCUACAGAAGGAGGAAAACUCAAAGAUCAGUCUCCAGAGAGUUCAGAGGAGACUUCAAAGCAAGAUGUGCUUGCUUCCUUUUCAAGUGGGGCAAAGUCAGUCUUCAGUGGGCACAGAAAUAUUGGAGCUUUAUUCAAGGCUAAAGGAGAAAUCGCAGGUGUGAAGGCAGAAGAUGGAAGAAGCAUCAGCUCAGAUCUUGAUGUUCAGAGUAUAAAUAGUGCUGAUAGGGUGAGCACCUAUUCUCUCAAUAUGGAGGAACUGCCUGCUGGCCUGAAAGGAGCAGUUUGUGCCGCAAACCGAAGCAAUUCUUCUACUCCAGUCCAUCCAAGGUCACCAGCACUGAGCACACGCAGCAUGACUGUAGAUUAUGGCAGAGAUCCUGGAUUAGAAAAAGGCACUGCUAUUCCUGCAAGUGAAAGUAUACCAGCAGAUCUAGCAAAAAAGCAUCGCAGGAAAGCAUCUGGAACACCCUCUAUUGCUGUUUCUAGGACAUCUAUGUCAUCUGAUCACAGCAGAUCAGAGAGAGAUCUCAGUGUAUCCUUCUCAGAAGGCAAUGAGGAUAGUUUAAGCUUAAGAAGUAAAUCUGUACCUGAAGCAUUGGACCAGGAGUUGAGUUACCUGGAUGAGACAGAGGAAGAUAUUGAUGACAUUGUGGCCUCUGGCUACUCAAAGAGACAUACCAAUAUGACAAGUGGAUUAUCAACAACCAGCAUCAAUAGUAUGACAAGUGUGUAUAGUGAAACGGGGGACUAUGGCAACGUGAAGAUCAGUGGUGAAAUUUGUCUCCAAAUUAACUACAGCUAUAAAACAGGAGCCCUCAACAUCCUGGUAAAAAAAUGCAAGAACUUGGCCAUAGCAGAUGAAAAGAAGCAAAAAACAGAUCCCUAUGUCAAAGCAUACUUGUUGCCGGACAAGUCUCGUCAAAGCAAACGGAAGACAAAAAUUAAAAGCAAUAGCACUAAUCCUGAGUUCAAUGAAACACUGAAGUAUGUCAUCAGCCAUACACAGCUUGAGACUCGGACCUUGCAGCUUUCUGUCUGGCAUUAUGACAGAUUUGGGCAUAACAGCUUUCUAGGAGAAGUGGAGAUACCCUUGGACUCCUGGAACUUUGAACAUCAAGCUGAUGAAUGGUUCAUGCUUCAGCCCAAGAUGGAAGUUGUUGCUGAUACAGGUCUUCAGUACAAAGGAGAGUUGAUAGUUGUCUUACGGUACAUCCCCCCUGAGAGGAAUUUAACACUUCCCCUAGGAGAAAUUCAAGGAAAGAAGAACUCUAAGAAGGAAAAGAAGGCAAACCCACAAGUGCCACCAGGAGGCAUAUUAGAAGUUGUCAUCAAGGAAGCCAAGAACUUAACAGCUGUGAAGUCAGGAGGCACUUCUGACACGUUUGUGAAAGGGUAUCUGCUUCCUGACAACAACAAGGCAUCUAAGCACAAAACCCAAGUAAUAAAAAAGACUGUGAAUCCCCACUGGAACCAUACUUUCACAUUUAGUGGCUUGAAUCCUAGAGAUAUACAGAAUGUCUGCGUAGAGCUCACUGUCUGGGACAAAGAGUCCCUUGCCAGUAAUAUCUUCCUGGGAGGCGUUCGCCUGAGUCGUGGAGGAGGUUUCAGUAACGGCAAAGAAGUUGACUGGAUGGAUUCUCAAGGGGAGGAGCAACUUCUCUGGCAAAGAAUGAUUGAUUGUCCUGGGGAUUCUGUGGAAGGUGUAUUAAUGCUGAGAUCUAGCAUGGGAAAACGCAGACUCUGAGAGGGGCUAUGCGUAGGCACAGAAAUAACUCCAGGUAUUUUGCUUGUACAAUUAAUUACAGGGUGGUAUAAUGAAAGCCAACCUGCCAUGGAGCAGCUCCUGGUGUAAAUUUGCACAUGUAAAAUAGGGAAAACAAGGACUUUCGGUCAACUUGGACUUUCAACUCUCUUGAAACGGAUUAUAAAUGCAUUCAGCACUUUCCUGCGAUUCUUAUCAUUGUGUUUCCUACUGUGACUGAGUGGAUGGAGUAAGUUCUUUAAAAAAAAAUCUACAGAACCCUAGUUUCAGCAGCCCCUGUAGAUUGUUAUUAUUUCAAGACAUGGUUGUGUUUUCACAGGAGAAACUCGAUUAGUAGGCCCCAAAGUGCUUUGUGAUACUGUUUAGGCCAAUUCAGUCCAAGCCCAUUUCAAAUAAGUGUAAUGGUUGGAAGAUGCAAAGGGGAUGGGAUUGCAGGCAAGCUGCAAGAAUAAUUAUUUCCAUCUACUUUCCCUUCCAAAUUCUGCAUGUUCAUAUUCUUGAAUGGUUCCCAGAAGUGGCUUUGGUAAUAAGCAGUUAAGGAAUCCCUACGUCCUCACUCAGAAGCAGAAUGGCUAUUUGGGGGUGGGGGUGGGUGGGUUAGAGACCAGGAGAAUUUGAUGACAUAAACAUUUCAAGAGUCCCCACAAAUCUCAGCGGUUGUGCCCCCCCUUUAGACAUUUGUUUGGCAUGUUCCAACCAGGACUCUCAUAACAAUUGGACAGAAGAAGCAGUUGCCAUUCAGGGUCGCAUCCAGUGCUGCUAUUCUGCUAGCACAGCAGACCUCCACUUGUGCAAUGUAACUUUGCCUCCCUCUACAGAGUCUCAAAAUCUGCUUCAGAGUGUUGGAGGAUUCUACAGAGUAAUUUUGAGGGGGUGUGGGGAGAGGAGAGGAAGUCUCAUUGUGCUGGCGAAACUGGAUACCACCCUACGUUUCUAUGUCUAACCAAGUUAAUUCUUCCCAGGACUUUGACCCCUUCAGAGCAGAAUAAUUAAUUAACGUUCCUAAAUUAGUUGAAAGCUAUCAAGCAGAUAAUCAAAUCUGUGCCCUAAAGCAGGGUUGUUAGUGCCUACUAAACUUUUUUAAAAUAGCCUCUACUAAGUAACUGCACUGCACUAAGAUUUAAGCUGUUUGCUGCUAAUAUAUUUAACUUAAACCUCCUUCCCUGUUGUAAGGAAUUGAAUGAUCAAUUAUUCCCCCUUCCCCACAAACCCCCUUUGAGCACUUGAAAACUGUAAUAUUAAUAUCCAUCACCACCCUCAUCCCUUUCCUUAAGUUGUGCAUACCUACUUCUUUCAGCUUUUUGUUAUUGUAUUGUAUUUGCUUUCUAUCCAAGUCAGGGGUGGCUAGGUUAACCUGAGAUCCUCCAGUCAGUUGUAAUCCAACUCAUUACAUUCCUGACUAUUGCCCAUGCUGGCUGGGACCGAUUGGAAUUGAAGCCCAAACAUCUGGAAGGUCAUAUGUUAGCCACGCCUGAUACAGGCCUUGAAGUACGUUAGUCAGAGUAGGAUGUGAAGCAGAUCUGAAGUACCACCUUAACUAUAUCUUUCUUCUUCUUUCAUAAAGCUCUGGUUCAGUCCAAAGAUGAGGCACUGUGGUGCAUUAAUCCUGCUGUGAACCGUUCACCACCCAACUCCCCAGUCACUGGAACUCAAAUGGCACAUAGUCACUGCUCCUGCUGAGUAGCUUCAGGCACUACAUUGCGUUGAAGAAUUCAAAGGGUGCAAUGCUGUGCCUUUUCCAUUUUAAUUUGGCUGAAGGAGAAUAGGAGCAUUCAAUUUGAAUAACUGCAUUGGAAGUGUGAUCCCUUCACUUUGACUUGUAGUCUACCUUGGUUUGCUUUCUUUUGAAGAUACUGUGAACACUGUGCCACUAAAGCAAAUAGAAGAGCAGUGAGCAAUAGGAUCCUCACACUGUUGGAUUAGUUAUUGGUAGUGCAGUGACAGCUUUUGCCACAGAAGCAAGCAAUGUAGUUGUGAACCAUACUUCUGGCAGGGAGGGUGGCUCUCAAAUGGUGUCAAUGGCAGCACCAUUUCCAAUAAACAUAGGUUCUUGGGUGAGGGCCAUGUGUCUCUGUGGCUCUUGCCAGAUGCAGUGGCCAAGUCAUUAUUUGUACCACUAAAGCGAAAGCUGAGCCCUGCAGUGUAAUCCCUGUCAUCUGAGAGUUAGGAUGUCAUUCAAUUUGGUGGAAUUUAUGAACGUAGGAAGCUCUCUUAAGAGUCAGACCACUGGUCCAUCUAGCUCUCUGCUGAUAACUUUACCCAGCAGCAGUUCUCCAGGGUCUUAGAAGGACCAUCUUUCCCACAGUAAAACAAUAAUAAUUAUGUUUAGAACUGUGAGAGACCUUUUGCAUGUAGAGCAAUAUACUCAAAUACAGAGUUACGGGGACACACGCAUGGUAAAUUUCUGUUUACCAAGACUUUCAGUUACACAUUCUUAACAAAAUCAAGCUCCCACUUAUUUGUUGUUGUUGUUUUUUUAAAAAAACCAACACUGGCUUUUGCACAAAAAGAAAUACAGUGGUACUUCAGGUUAAGAACCACUUUAGCUAAUGGGGCCUCCCGCUGCUGCCGCUGCGCAAUUUCUGUUCUCAGCCUGAAGCAAAGUUUUGUUUUGUUUAUAAAUUAUAGAAACAAAAUUAUCAAAAAAAGUCCAGUGACUUCAGCUAGGCACUGCAUCUGCUCUCACUGCUCUUUAAGGUGGUAGGUACCCAAUUGCUGUAUCGAGCUUUGAAAAUAAUGUUUUGAAAAUACUUUGUUUUAAAAUACCAGCAAAAGAUUAGCAGCAUGAAAAAUAAAAUAGAAAUGCAUACCAGUAUUGGUAACAAUACUGUUCUAGCUCAGGUAUCUUUGAACUUUUUCAGAGCCAGGACCUACUUUUAACCCAAACAUACAUUUCGGGACCCAUUUCUAAAUAUUUUACCAUAUAUUGGCAUGGUGGUAGGGCUCUACUUUUGAAUUAAAGUGUGUGGGUCUUUUGUGAAAGGGCACCCCCCCAAUUCUUUAAGGAUUUCUUAAAUUCACAUAGUGAAUAAGGCUCUCUCUCAUUUAAAUGAACAGACUGGGCAGAUGUUCCUGGGAAGUGAUCACUUACAGGGAAAAUAUGCAGGCUUCCCAUGGCUCAUUAUGAUAUAUAUUUUUUGCACUUCAGUAACUAAAGUUUAAAAAAUUUCCUUUGGCUUUGUGGCAUGGUAUACAUACACAGAGGAAGAUUUUUUUAAAUAUAUUAAAAAUGGCUGAAACACAGCAUGUGAAUCAGACCUCAUUUAAGACAUGUCUUAGUGGGUGAACAGAUGAGGCAGAGCAGUGAUUCAGAAGAAGUACAACAGGUCCAUUUCUGUGUUCCAAAAUCACUUUUUCCAUUUGAAAACUGCAGUCAUUGCCAUAAAAUGGUAUCAAUACUAGGUGAAACUGGAUACUGUAAAUACCAACAGAAACCCAAAAGGCUAGGUUUGUGGCUGGUGCAUGAAUGUACAAAAUGAAGUGUGGCAAUCUGUUUUCUAUUGAACCAUUUUGUAUCCCACAGGGUAGAGAUGAAUUCAGUAGAGCAGGUAUGGUGGCAGCUUUCAAACUUUUCCUGUCUCUUCAUAUUGCUUCGCAACUAGAUAGUAGAAUCUCCUAACAGUAUUGUUACAAUUUCUUUCUAUCUUUUUUCCGCAUUUAACUACACCAGUUUUGUAAUUUUCCAGCUUAUAGAUGUGAAUUGCAUUUUAAAGGCCCAAAGUCAGAAAGUACAAAAAAACCCUUCCACUUUUCAAACCUGAGAACCUCCCAAAAUGCACAAAUUUCAUCUGUCUUAACACCACCCAAAAAAAAGGUCUCUUGAGUUGAGACACAGAGUUUGCUAAACACAGGUCUCACACUCUGCCGUGCUUUACAUGUACCUACUGGGUUUUCUAGCAAUGGUGUGGAUACUUGGAUAUAAAAAUAGUAGAUCCUCUUAAAAAAAUUAGGAUCAGGGGUAGCUAAUCUAUGGUCUUCCAGAUGCUGCUGGACACCAGCUCCCCCCCCCAUCUCUAUCACCCAUUCUGGCUGCAGCUCAUGGGAGUCCAACAGACUCUGAAGUGCCAAAUGGUGGUCACGCCUUUCUCUAAGUGUGGAAGUUUUCCUCUGUAACUUUACCAAACGAUGCUGUUUGGUCUGCACCAAAAGUCUGACUGGCACAAGUAAUGUGCUCUCUAGCACAACGUGGAAUAACCACCUCGUACCACCAGGCUCCAACUUUUAAGAAGACAAUGGGGUUGAUUCAUUCCCCUGCUUGAAUCUUAAGAGGUUGACUAGCACAACUCAACUGUGGCAAUAAAUUAUGGUUAACUGCUUGCUUUAACUACUGUCCUGCAGAAUUUUAUCCUGCUAGUCUUCAGAUGGCUUUGGCAGCGUGUUAAAAACAUCCAUGUAAGUUAGAUUAUUUAUUUUUUAUCAGAAAAAAUGCUUUGUUGUGUGCAAUGUCUUUCUAAUGUAUUUUUUCCUGUUGUCUCAUUUGGAACAAUUAUGCUGUGCAUGAACUGUAGCAAAUUACAAAGGGAACUACAUUAUGUUAAACCCUCCCAAAAGUCAGCCAGAACUUUUCCCCCCCAUGCAGGCUUGCUUUAAUGUACAUUCCUAUGUAUUUAUACAGACUUAUGGAUUGUUGGGGGUGGGGGACUGGCUUCAUUUGCAGUUAGUGUAAAAGGUCUUAUUUUUGUGUGCAAUUAAAAUAUUUCACCAUGUUAAAAUUUCGAUCUGUGCACAAGCUGAAUUUUUAAACAGGGACUCCUCUAGUUCAAGCAUGUGGAUCCUGUAGCCCUCUUGGUGGCAGGAGCACCAGGCCUCCCCAAGGCUUUGAUCAGUAGCCAUGUUGGCUGGGGAUGAAAGGAGCUAGUCCAGCAAUAGCUGGAGAGCCAGAGGUUCCUCACCUCAAUUUUAGGGCAAUGUUUCCCAGUGUAGGCAGGUUAAAUUGUUGCCUUUGCUCACCUCUUUGGAAGCAGGUUUUCUCUCUAUAAUAAGUCAUUCUAACCCUCAACUAUAGUAAAAUUGAACAGAGAUGGGUGCUUGUUACUGCAUAGGUACUCUUAGGAUAAGAAAAUAAUAUUUGCUGAUGAGCUACAUUUGGUUUCAUAAAAUAUAUUAGAUUCAACCCAAAGGGAUAUUGUUCAAGACUCCCUGUGGGUGAUUUUCUGCUCUCAGGAUGCUAAGGGUGUAAAAUAAAAUUGGUGCAAAUGUGUCCCUCCUGCCAUUGGCUCAAAGGCUCUUUUAUGAACAGAAGGGAUUUUUUUCCCCGCAUUGUGGAAGAACAUGUCUGGAGCCAACUCUACUUAUUCUUAAAUAAGUUUAAUGCUGUAUUGUUUUAAUAUUCAAUUGGAAGCCACCCAGAGUGGCUGGGGAGACUCAGCCAGAUGGGCAGGGUACAAAUAAAAAAAUAUUAUUAUUGAACUUAAAGAAUAAUCAUCAAUAUACGGUAAUUAUCCUUGCAGGAGAAAAGUCUAGUGAGAGUAGCAAAAUUUAAAGGAAUUCACCCUCCCCUGUUAAAUACAGUCAUACCUCGGUUUGAGUACAGCGGUACCUCGCUUUAAGUACACAAUUGGUUCCAGAAGUCUGUACUCAACCUGAAGCGAACUUUCCCAUUGAAAGUAAUGGAAAGUGGAUUAAUCUGUUCCAGACGGGUCCGCGGAGUACUUAAACCGAGGUAUGACUAUACUUUCAGUUUAAGUACUUCAUGGAACCGUCUGGAACGGAUUAAUCCACUUUCCAUGGGAAAGUUCGCUUCAGGUUAAGUACAGACUUCCGGAACCAAUUGUGUACGUAAACCAAGGUACCACUGUACUAUGAAAUGACUCUAACAUUGAUUACUUAGUAGUCUAGCUUUAGAAAAUUGAGUUGGUUUUUCAUGCCAACCUUCUGGUUGGUCUCCAGGUGAUGGGCGAUGUUAGGUUUUCAACAUUGCAAUGUAGCACCAGACCGAACAUCGCACUCUGGCAAAACACUGCAAUGUUGAAACAAGCUGCAUUGGCCCCAGCCCGUGAGGCGCGGUCUGAAAUUGCUGCAGCUUUCACCAUGGGAGCUAAGGCAGUUUCACCCCAGGGGCGGAGGAGCUCCUGCCCUCCGGCUGACAUCUCUGUUGAAGGGCAGGCAGCCACAUGCCCUUGAAUGGAGAUGUUUAUAGGAGCCCCCACCCUGCCUCCAACUCACACCAGCUGUGUGCAAGGCUCCCUCCGCCUUGGCCGGCAGACAAGCGAUCUCUUUCUCCUGGGAGCGAGACAGAGGAAGCCCUACUGAUGGAACCUGACAGGCGCCAUCUGCAGGGCUCCCUCAAGUGCAACGGACCCUGCCUCCAGCUGGUACAAGCCAGAGGCCAAGUGGGGCUCCGUUGAGGAGCAGGAGCUGCAUGCCUCUGAACAGAUAAGUUGUGGGGAGCCGAGGGAGAAACAAGCUACAUCGGCCCUGGCCAAUGUAGCUUGUUCCUCCCUCAGUGGUAUGAGGACCAGAGGCGGUGGUAUAUUUUGGGUGAAACCGCCACUGCUCCAGAGUCCCUCUGCCGCAGCUCGUUUCUCCUUCAUGCGUUGGGUGCUGGUGGCAGAGGGACUCAGCAGAGGCAGUUUCACCCACACUAUACUGCUGGGUGAAGCAGCCGCCACUUCUAGUCCUGAGUGAUGUAUCAAUACAUCGCCAAGGCCUGCUCCCAUCAUCCCAGAGCAUUUGUCAUGCAUGACUGAUGGGAGCUGUAGUCCCCAAACACUUGCAAGACAAAAAGUUAUGGGAAGGCCGCUAAAGUGGGAACAACAUUUAAAAAUGGUUAAUGACAUUACUUCUUUGGUAAAUUUAAAACAAACUAAGCCACAGCCUGCAAUUCCUGCUUAUGCCCUGCCCCAGAAUAAAGGAGUAUAGCCAGAAAAGAGAAGUUGCAGCUACUAAUUAUAAACUCUGCCAAAUGAAGUUUGAUAAUCAAGACAUAAUUCCACAUUUAUUUCUUUGCCUCCAUUCCUUGGGAGUAUCUUAAAUAUAAAGCCUUUGCACUGUCUGUAGUUACUCCAUACCCAAAUGCUUAAGAUUAAAACCAUAAACUGCAAAACAACAUCUUUAUUAAAGAUGUGUAAAAAGAAAAGGAAACAUUUACACAGGGAGCAACGUUCAAAGGCAUUCCUGGAAACCUAACCAAGGUAAUUUGAUAUUUUCAUUCUCUUCUGUAGAUUUUCUUAGAAAUCUCUGGAAAUAGUGAAGAGGCAUUAUGUAAAAUGCUAAAUAAAUGAAGCUCCACAACACACACACACAAAGCUAAACACAAACAUACAUUCAUUUUUU